Messenger RNA from Chara braunii, 1109 nucleotides. NCBI's taxonomy places the organism in Eukaryota, Viridiplantae, Streptophyta, Charophyceae, Charales, Characeae. The record is from the annotation of a GenBank genome assembly.
CCUACUAAGUGCUUGCCUGGCCUGGCGGCGGAUUUUUUCACAUCGACGCAUCUUCCCUCUCUCUCCUCCUCUCUCCUUCUUAGGCGUCGGCCAUUGACGCAUUCUCCCUCCUGUUUCCCGAUCGUUCAGCUACGGUAGUCGGGCGGUAUCGACAUCAGCAGCCAUGCCUAAGCAAAUUCACGAAAUCAAGGAUUUUCUUCUGACCGCUCGGCGGAAGGAUGCAAGAUCUGUCAAGAUCAAGAAGACAGGUGAUGUUGUCAAGUUUAAAGUCCGCUGUCGCAAGUACCUGUACACACUCUGUGUGACAGAUACAGACAAAGCUGACAAGCUCAAGCAGUCGCUUCCGCCAGGUCUCCAUGUCUCAGAUAUCUAGAGGUGAAGUAAUGCGGGCGGGUACUAUGGAAUUGAUGAUGGCAGAAGCCGAGGGAGAAAAUGGAGAGGAUGAAGGAGUUGAUUGGCAACGCCGGUUACUCCGGUUGUCGAGGGUUUGAUCCCCUGUGGUCUAGUUUCAGAUGGGGAUUAACCAGCAGCCAGCAGUUUUGAUCUUGUUCCCCUGAACUCGAGGUUCAUUGCUUUGUAUUCUUCAUUAACGUCUGGGAUGUUUCAAAACAGAAAGGAAAAAAAAAGUAUAUAAGUGCUUGUCCUGGUCUUCACCUGAAUCGCUCCAAUUUUCCAGUCUGUGUCUGGCUGUUUCGGUCGUGCUCUUUUGCAAUUCGCGUUGUUCCUGAGUGUGGCGUAGAAGUGCGUCAGAUUUAGAAGAAAGACUCAGGUGGAUUCUCAAGGGGCAGGCAUCCUGCAACGAGAUACUGGAAGCCUUGAAAAAAAUCAGACUUAAAGAUUGUUUCCCCCUCCCCCCUCGUGUCACCCAUACACACAGAGAUAGAUAGAUAGAUAGAUAGAUAGAGAGAGAGAGAGAGAGAGAGAGAGAGAGAGAGAGAGAGAGAGAGAGAGAGAGAGAGAGAGAGGCGGCCUUUUAUGGUAUCCUUUUGUUGAUCUUCCUCUUUGGCAAUGACUGAUUAUUAUUCCUUUUUGCCCUGCCGGCUUCACCCGAAUAGAACGCCUGGUAGUUAUCGCCGUAUCUGGGCUGAAAGUUGUGCCAAAUACAGCUA